CAUAGCGGCUGAACGGUCUACGAGCACCAGCGUUCCCCCCUGGUCGCUAUUAAAUCACACGAUCAUCACCGUCGGGCCGUCCCUUUGCACUAAAUCCCAUCUCUGUGAGGCACCAGAGCAUAGUUUCUGCUGCUAUCGCAGUCGCUCAUCGUGUCACAGUCCACGGCGACAAUGGAUUUUCUGCGCAACAAGACCAACGGUAGACAGCCGCCCCGAACCGCCGAAUACGCGCCGUUGACCACCGACGACGAUGUCCAUGCUGAGUCCGAGACUCCGUACGCCCCCGAUGAGCCUGCGGACGACCGUGUGCCCUUCUCCUGGUUUGAGUAUGGCACGCUGACGUUCUUGGGCAUGGCUAUGCUCUGGGCAUGGAACAUGUUUCUCGCUGCUGCGCCUUACUUCUCAUCGCGCUUCAAAGGCGAUGGCUGGAUCGAGACCAACUACCAAUCGGCCAUCAUGACUGCUUCUACCAUCACUAGUCUCGCCAUCGCAUACGUCCUCGCAAGGAUGCAGAAAUCUGCCUCCUAUCCCUACCGAAUUGCAGUCGCUCUUCUCAUCAAUGCCUUCGUGUGCUUUAUUCUCAUGAUAUCAACCACUAUCUUCCUCAAUGUGUCGCCUCGCUCCUAUUUCGCCUUUCUUCUCCUCAUGGUCGUCAGUACGUCGACAGCGACGGCCUUUAUGCAAAAUGGCAUAUUUUCAUUCGUGGCCAGCCUCAACCGCCCCAAGUAUAUGCAGGGUUUAGUAAAUGGCCAAGCUAUAGCCGGAAUCUUGCCCGCUUUAGCCAACAUUGUCACCGUUCUCUUAUUCCCCCCUCCGACGGUGGACUCGGACUACACUCCGGCUGAGAGGGCUGCCAAGGGGCAAACAGCAGCCUUUGUGUACUUCUUUACUGCAGUAGCCGUAUCCGUAGCCGGCUUAUUCCUUCUUAUUCCUCUCGUCCGCCGCCAUGGCGGUACAGUGAACCGCGUGAUAUCGCCGGACAACUCUGGAGUGGUGGAUGAUGCGGGCUCUGAUGCUGAUGGUGACGCCUUCAAAACUCGCAAAGUUGUGCCCAUGGGUGUUCUCUUGAAGAAGCUCUUUUGGCCGUCCUCGUCUAUCGCACUUAUAUUCGUUGCGACCAUGUUUUUCCCCGUCUUCACAGCGCGAAUCUUGUCUGUGGUAUCCCCAGAGAUCGCCAGCCCUCUUUUUCGCCCUUACGCAUUCAUUCCAUUGGCCUUCUUCUUCUGGAACUUGGGUGAUCUGCUUGGGAGAAUAAUUGCAUCAUCAGCUGGCAGUUUCACGAACAGCAUAUUUGUGCUCUUCAUUUUGACUGCGUUGCGUGUUGGCCAAGUGCCACUCUAUCUGCUUUGCAACAUUGACGGGCUUGGCGCAGUCAUUUCCAGUGACUUCUUUUACCUUGUAGUUGUACAGCUCUUCUUUGGACUGACCGGUGGUUGGAUUUUCUCCAAGGUUAUGACCCUAGCCCCCGAAUCUGUCGACAAGAGCGAGCGUGAGGCUGCUGGAAGCUUUCUGGGCCUUGCCAUCAUGGUUGGCUUGUUGAUCGGAAGUUUAUUGAGUUUCAUGGCAUCAAACGUGUAAAAUAUAAGAUAUCUAGAUUAAUGUAUAUAGUGUACAAAUAUUUAUGCUAAUCCAACUAGGAAAGAAAUUCUGCCGCGUGAUUUCAUUUAAUACAUAUCUUCGUGUUCAGGAGUUACCAGAGCUGACACCCAUUGGUGCUCCCAGCUCAACUGUGUAACCGAGAAUUCAGGAAGACCGCGAGAUGAAACAAGUGAGAGGUGAUUUUUCAGGAUAAGAUCACUAUGCAACUUCGUAUCACCUCGACUGUGUCGUGACCGCUCUAUCCUUUAACGCUAAUAGACGGUGUGCAAAUUCAUCGACGUCGGCUGUUCGUAUAUAAUGCACUCCUUGAGCUGAUACGGAGCGUGUCUGUCGUUGUGGUUUACCCUCUUCAUCAACUUGCAAAACAGAAGUGGCCGGCGGUCGACAAUCUGAGGACAUUUCCAAUGCGCAGAGGGUAGGUACGUUGUAGUAGUCUCCUCGGAAUUGGAUCCUGUUUGCCGUGUAAAACCCGUCAUUUAUUAGCGCUGCUUCCAACCCGCGCCAGUGCGAGAUCUUAUUAGCUGGAUUUUUCCAAUCCAAAUCGCCAAAGCGAAGCUUCAGUGGUCCUUCUUCAAUCUCAACAGAUGGCCGAAGUGAUAUCUGUGCGAAGCAAGUACAGUCCCGAAUCGUCAUUGCUAGUGCAAAGUUGGCAUCUUUGGGGUCAGCUGUGAGCGGACCUGUGGUAUCGUGCAGCAUCUGUUGUCGCCGUAAUUCUUUCAUGAUUGGCUGUUUUGUAAUGUUUACAAGCCGCUUUGCAAUGUAUUCUCUGGCUGGAGACGUUGCCAGCCCGGGGGCUAAUCGAAAUGGUGAAGCAGCAGACGCCGCGCCACCGUCGUCACAAAGAGUUAGAGGGCAGGGCUUGUCGAUGGGCAAUGACCUGUCACCUGAGGGAUUUGUGAUGAAAUAUCGCAGUUCUAGUGCGCAUUGCCUGCAUCGAAUAGCAUUCGCCGGUGCACUUGGUGACUGAGCUAGCCAUUUUGGUUUGAAUUCUACCGUGAAAUGGUCAGAGUCUGCACGAAGGUUAGCCCUGGUAGCAGUCUCGUUUGACCUGAAUAGUUACCUUUUGCUGUCAUGUCCUCUACUAAAAGGCCAAAUUCACUCUCCCCAAUGAAGGACCCGCGGAAUUUCUUUUUUCUUUUGACAUCCAGACUCGCUAACAGAUUGUUCAUUUCCUCGAAAAUGUCAUGAUGACGGAGGCCAACCAUCUCUUGAUGAACGGCAUAUUUACCCAACACUGGUAAAAUGGACUUUUCGAAAAAACUUUGCUGAAAAAGAUAAUCGUAUGUACUCUUCUGCCCUCGUUGAGGCACCUUGGCAACGCGAAGAAGCAAUCCUUCA
Molecule: messenger RNA, 2937 nt
Organism: [Torrubiella] hemipterigena
Lineage: Eukaryota; Fungi; Ascomycota; Sordariomycetes; Hypocreales; Clavicipitaceae
Source: the annotation of a GenBank genome assembly